AUGAGUUUCCUCAAGAGUAACCAGGAAUUAUACCUACAAUACACAGCUACAGCCCCCAAGCUGCUGGCCAGCAUCUCCAAACUCCUCAUACUCUGUCGGAACGCGGGCAUUUCUAUACCAAAGGGUAUCAGAAACAUCUUCGAAUUCACUUGGGAGGAGCUCAUCACUGAUCCUGCUGUGCCUACCCCUUCCGACAUUGCGGGCCUGGAGGUCAGCUUUGGAUCCCCCCCUGUGGUGGUCGUGGAACCAUCCCCCAUGCAGGUCCAAAUGCUGAAGAAGCCACCACCAGCACUACCACUGCCAGUGCUGUCCUCAGGGCCAGCCAAGUACUCCACCGUCUCUCCCACCCACGCCCAUCAUGGCCAGGAAACUCUGCAUAAAUUUCAGCGACAGUCCAUCCACCUGCUAACGGAGCUCCUCAGCCUGAAGAUGAAGGCCAUGGUGGAAUCUGUAUCUGCAGGUGCCAACCCCCUGGACAUCACCAGGCGCUUUGUGGAGGCCAGCCAGCUCCUCCACGUCAAUGCUAAGGAGAUGGCCUUCGACUGCCUGAUUGGCACAGUUGGGAGAAGUGGCUACAGUCCUGGACAGAUAGGGAAAGAGUCCUCCUUGAACAUCUCUGCCAUGGGAGUGAACUCCCCUUAUCAGCUGAUCUACCAGUCUUCUACAGCCUGCCUGAGCUUUUCCCUCUCAACUGGAAGGGAACCCAGGAAGAAAGCAGGCAAAUCAAAAUUCGCAGAUGAGGCCAGCACACCACCCACCACGCGAGGACCAGGGACCUCUGUGGACAGCAAUGAACUCAGCGACCCCUGCCCCGAGGCCCGGGAGAAGCUGCAGGAGUUGUGUCGCCACAUAGAAGUUGAAAGAAUCACAGGGAAAUGGAAGAAUAGCUCUUGCCCCAUGGUCUUACGCAACUACAAGGCAAAGAUGCCCUCUCAUCUGAUGUUGGUCAACAAAGGCGAAUCUCAUGCAGAGAGAGGAGCUCAGACUUCCGCCUCCACCAUUCACCAGGCUUCCACCCACCAUUUGCACUCCAAUCGGCAAUCUCAAGAGUGGAAGAUGUCCAGGAAGACCUUCAAGUUACACUACACCUUCUUUGAUGGCUCCUCCUUUGUUUACUAUCCCUCUGGAAACAUUGCUAUGUGUCAGAUCCCCACUUGUUGCAGAGGGAGAAACAUCACCUGCCUCUUUAGUGACACAUCUGCUGCCUUCCUGGCCCUGUUCAAUGGUGAAGGCCAAGGCUGUGUUCACUACAACCUAAAGACCUGUUGCCCAUACGUCUUGGUCUUGGAUGAUGAAGGUGGGACCACCAAUGACCAAAAGGGUUAUGUAGUUCAUAAGUGGAACUGGACUUCCAAGACAGAGACUUUGCUCUCCCUGGAAUACAAGGUGAAUGAGCAAAUGAAGCUGAAGGUGCUGGGGCAGGACUCUAUCGUGGUCACCUUCACCUCCUUGAAUGAGACAGUCACAGUGCCUAUAACAGCUAACAACUGUCCCCAUAGAAUGUCACAUGAAAAACGGCUUCCCCGUGGAAUCAGCAGCAUAGAUGAGAAGGUGUCUAAGAUGAGCCGAGCGCUGGCCGAGAUCAAGAAGCGGUUUCAGAAGACAGUGACUCAGUUUAUGAAUUCUGUCUUGCUGGCAUCAGGUCUAUUAACCAUUGAAUAUCCCAUCGGAAAGGAAGAGGCAGAAUCUGGCCGGUUGAAGGUGAAAUCUGGAGCUCCUCCUGAGCGGAUCUCCAAGAUGACUUCAGGAGACAGUCCUUUACGAUCUCAGUCAGCCCGACAGGAGUCCUCACUUACAGAGAUGUUUAAAGAGGAGACUGAGUCUGCUCCUGUGAGCCCCGUACGGAAGAAGGCCAUCAGAAUCCUCACCAAGCCCAGGGUUGUGAUCAGAGGGAAGGCCCCCAAGACGCACAGCCCCACCAGGUGGGCAGCCUCACCCUCCGACUGCCCGCUGGUGCUCCGGAGGCUCGUCCGCAAGGAAGACACCCGGGCCGGCUGCAAGUGCAUAGUGAAGCCACCCCUGGUCUCUGAUGUGGAGCUGGAGCGCUUCCUGAUGGCACCCCGAGACCCCAGCCAAGUGCUGGUGUUUGGGAUAAUCUCAAGCAAGGCCCCCAAUCAAACAGCGCAGCUCCAGUGGCUGCUGGACCUACUCUACAGCCACCGGCAGCAGGGCCGUGCCUCCCCCUGCAUCCAGUGCCAGCAUGACCCCUACCGCCUACUGCGGUAUGACCUGCACAGUCCCCUGCAGGAGGCCCCACCUCUGAUGGUGAAGAAGUUCUCUGUGGUGCAGGGGAUGAUUCUGAUGUUUGCUGGGGGAAAACUCCUCUUUGGGGGCCGUGUUUUGAAUGGCUAUGGCUUCAGCAAGAAGAAUCUGCUGAAACAGAUCUUUCGAGCUCGACAGGAUUGCAAAAUGGGUUACUUCCUGCCAGACAACUACAAAUUCAGCAUGUCAGCCUCCACCCAGAGCCUGGCCAACACUGAACCCAUCAAGGUAGCCACAUCAGAAGACGCCCAAGGAAGCUUCUCUUCGGUGGUCCUGGGAGACAAGGUGGAGAAGGAAUAUUCUCCUGAAGCUGAGAAAGGGAAAGAGCCUGAAGAGGAACAGAUUCCUGUCAACAGAACCAGGAGGGGCAGUAGGAGGAGCAUCAACUGGAAGAGACUAAACACUAAGAAGUGAUACCACCCUGGUGGUCAC
Molecule: messenger RNA, 2694 nt
Organism: Otolemur garnettii (small-eared galago)
Lineage: Eukaryota; Metazoa; Chordata; Mammalia; Primates; Galagidae
Gene: FAM194C
Product: chromosome unknown C3orf20 homolog
Exons: 15
Coding region: 1-2676 (891 amino acids)
Source: RefSeq, a predicted model, not a curated record